GCAUGCAUGAUGACACCUCCCCUGAAGAUUCGAAACGACGGCCCCCUCUCAAGAGCUGAGGAGGCUGGGAAGCAUGUGAGAGUCUGCACGUAGCCCUUUUAGGUCUUGGCUUGUCCACCCCAAAAAGCAGACGUCCAACAGUGCGUCGGGACAUCUCGUCAAAUAGGGCCACCGACACCACUCUCGAAUUUCUGCGUCUACCUUCGCUCGCUUGACUGCACCACCGAGCCUACUGAACACUCGGACACUUUUCUACAACCACGAUGCAUUUUAUCAGGAAGCUGCUGCCAUGUUGGUGUUUCCUGUUGCUGAGCUGUCGGCCGUCGCUGUCAGUCCAGGACUUUUAUACCUCCAUAGGCCAAAUGACAGAUCUGUUGUUCACCGAGAAAGACCUGGUCACAUCCCUCAAGGACUAUAUCCAAGCUGAGGAGAACAAGUUGGAGCGGGUCAAAAAGUGGGCCGAUAAACUGGAAUCAUUGACGGCGGAAGCCAUGCAAGACCCCGAGGGCUUCCUGGGCCACCCGGUCAAUGCCUUCAAGCUGAUGAAGCGGCUCAACACAGAGUGGAACGACCUGGAGAGCCUCGUCCUCAGCGACACCACCGACGGUUUUAUUUCCAACUUGACCAUCCAGAGGCGGUACUUCCCGACGGAUGACGACCAGACUGGCGCGGCCAAAGCUCUCCUCCGAUUACAAGACACCUACAAACUGGAUGCCAACACCAUCUCCACAGGAAACCUCCCUGGAGCGAAGCACAAGACUCUCAUGACAGCCGAGGACUGUUUCGAGCUGGGAAAGAUCGCCUACUCGGACGUGGACUACUACCACACGGAGCUAUGGAUGGCGCAGGCCCUGAAACAGAUCAACGACGGCGAGGAGUCCACCGUGGAGAUGGUCACUGUGCUGGACUACCUCAGCUACGCUAUCUACCAGCAAGGGGAGUUGGAGCGCGCCCUGAUGUACACCAAGAAGCUCCUUGAACUCGAUCCAGAACAUCAGCGGGCCAAAGGCAACGUGAAGUACUUUGAGUUCCAGCUGGAGAAGCAGAGAAAGGCGAAAGCAGAGGAAAGUGCCAUUAAGAAGGAGCCUGAGAAGAAAGAGGUGCCAGUCAAGAAGGAGAAGAAGCAGAAGAAGGACAGGAAUUCCUUCACUCUAAUGCCGGAGAGGAAGAAGUACGAAAUGCUGUGUCGCGGGGAGGGCAUCAAAAUGACUUCCCGUAGGGAAAGCCGGCUGUUCUGCCGUUACCAUGACAACAAUCGCAACCCCUUCUACGUGCUGGGACCGGUCAAGCAGCAAGAUGAGUGGGAUAGACCGUACAUUGUCCGCUUCCUCAACAUCCUCUCUGACAUGGAAAUCAGCAAGGUCAAAGAGCUGGCCAAGCCGAGGCUGCGCAGAGCCACCAUCUCCAACCCCACCACGGGAGUGCUGGAGACGGCGCCGUACAGGAUCAGUAAAAGCGCUUGGCUCACAGGCGAUGAAGAUCCCAUCAUCGAAAAGAUUAACCAGAGGAUCGAGGAUCUCACCGGUUUGGAAAUGGACACAGCAGAAGAGCUGCAGGUGGCAAAUUACGGCGUCGGCGGUCAGUACGAGCCACACUUUGACUUCGGAAGGAAAGACGAGCCGGACGCCUUCAAAGAGCUGGGAACGGGCAACCGCAUAGCAACGUGGCUCUUCUACAUGAGCGACGUGGCAGCAGGGGGCGCCACAGUAUUCCCAGAUGUCGGAGCAUCGGUUCAGCCUCAAAAGGGAACUGCUGUGUUCUGGUACAACCUCUUUCCCAGCGGGGAGGGGGACUACAGCACACGACAUGCUGCUUGUCCCGUUUUGGUGGGCAACAAGUGGGUAUCAAACAAAUGGAUUCACGAACGGGGCCAAGAGUGGCGGCGACCAUGUGGGCUAAAUGAGACUGAUUGAUUGGAACCGAAAACCCCCCCAGCAGUCCCGCUCCUCCUCCUCGUGCUGAACACACUCACACAUCAUGGAUGCUUGGGUUCCAAAUGGCUCAUCUCUGCCAAGCUCAAACACUCCCUUUAUAUCCUCCAGCCGUCACACUCCAAGUCCCUCGAGAUUGUCAGUGUAGAUAGUUGCCCGGAUCACCACACUGUGCCUUUUUCACUCUCGUGGUUUUCAUUGCACUCUGUUUGACCUCGGGUUCUGUGGCUAUGCUAUCCUUCAGUCGCAGGAAACACUACCCCCUCCUUCACCCUCAGCACUCCCGGUUGACAUUCUUCAGAAGCCGAACGCAUUCACUCCCUCACGCACCUUCUCGCAAGUUUACACUAUGUCAUUGCACGACAAUUUGCUAAGCGAGCGCCACCAACUCGCAGCACAUUAGAUGCAAGUUGGUCUUCAGAUCGCAGGGACAGCAUGAAAUAAAGGUUGAAUAGAUUUCGUCAUAGUUGCCGAAGACGUUUCAAGUAGUUUUGACAGCGUUUAGCAUGUCUGCCUCACAGUAUUCAAGGUUUGAAAUUGCCCAAAGGUGUUUAUGUGAAACUUUGGUUGUGUGUGUAAACAAAAUGUAUCAGAAAUGUUUCAAGACUGGUGUUACGGAAGUUAGAUUGCACACUCAAACUACGAGUUUUCUCCAUGAAAUCGGCCAGACAGCCAAUCAGCAUGUCUACAAAGAGAUGCGUCCUUUGCCCGACAAUACUCCGACCAUCCGACCUACUCACCUGACCUUGCUUUUUCUUAGCAAUCCAUGUGAUGCCUUGAGAUACAAUUGCCUUGACUUAUGAGGUUUUCAAGAUUUGAGUUGUCGCUUGGCUUUUUUCAAACUUUUUGGGGGUAGAAAAUCUGUUCAUUUGCAGAUAUCUGCUAUUUACAGGCUGGCCUAGGUCCAUGGUUCACUCCAUAUGUGAGACCAGUACUGGAACAUUUCUAACACUAGUUUGAUGGGUGUAUAAAUGGAUAGUCUAGCAAAUUAGCAGAUCCACUUGAACACAUACACAUCUACAUAAAUCAGGACUUGGAUGUUCAAGUCAAACACGCCCCCAGCAGUUUUGGUGCUUUUUUUUUUGGUGGGUUUUGUGAGGAAGAACACUUUUAUUUAUAUGACCCAAGCCAUUUUUGUGUUAUUGUUUUGACAGUCCUCGUUUAUGUUUCGUAAGAUAUUAAAAGCUGUUUUUAUGAACUUUGA
Molecule: messenger RNA, 3135 nt
Organism: Syngnathus acus (greater pipefish)
Lineage: Eukaryota; Metazoa; Chordata; Actinopteri; Syngnathiformes; Syngnathidae
Gene: p4ha1b
Product: prolyl 4-hydroxylase, alpha polypeptide I b
Exons: 14
Coding region: 264-1913 (549 amino acids)
Biological process (GO): peptidyl-proline hydroxylation to 4-hydroxy-L-proline
Cellular component (GO): endoplasmic reticulum
Molecular function (GO): L-ascorbic acid binding; procollagen-proline 4-dioxygenase activity; iron ion binding
Source: RefSeq, a predicted model, not a curated record